Molecule: messenger RNA, 900 nt
Organism: Paralichthys olivaceus (Japanese flounder)
Lineage: Eukaryota; Metazoa; Chordata; Actinopteri; Pleuronectiformes; Paralichthyidae
Source: RefSeq, a predicted model, not a curated record
CCUCCCACCGGCUACAUGUUGACCCCGCUGCAGACGCGCUCUUUACUCACAACCCCUUCCGAUGCAUGUGAAUCCGAGCCCUCCCUUCUUCUCCGUUGUCGUGUUUUCCCUGCUUCUCCCAGACAUCACACUCCUCUCCCUGUCGCUUCAGGCUCCGGCUGUCAGAUGAGAACCCUGGACAGCGGCAUCGGCACCUUCCCUCUCCCCGACUCCGUCACCCGGGCCAGCGGUCGCCACAUCCCUAAAUCUGAAUCCGGCCCCGAUGGGGUGACCGCCAGCUCGUCCAAGCUCGAUCGGGAGCCUCCCUCUUCUCACCCAGACCCCUCUCACCCCGACGUGAAAGUGCCUUCCCUCCCAAAAACCCGCCUGCAUGCCCCCACUAGCAUGGGUCACUCCCUGUCCGACCCCACCGUGACCCGCAGCAGCGACGCCCAGGACGCCGAGAGCCGCCUGCCCAAACUAGCAGCCUCAGGCGCCGUCAGGACGAAGAGGUCGAGUCUUUGUGUUCCGCGGAGCAACAACCCGGCGGACGACAAAGAGAAGGACGCAGAGAGGAAGACGAGAAACAAGGACUGUGAGAUUCCUGGUGAGCGAGCCCUGCGAGUGUGCACGUACUCGGGCAGCAGCAGCAGCAGCGACACCGAGACCGAGCUGGAGGCCGGCGGCAGCACUCUGGGCUCGCCGCAGCGGACCCUGAUCCCCAGAACCAAGAGGAGCGACCCAGUCGAGCAGAACGAGGAGACGCUGAAGAGGAGCAGCGUGGAGAAACCCCUGUCGAUCAUGGACUUCUACCAACACGACAUGUUCUCACACCUGGAGCGGGACAGCAGGAGGAUCUCUCAGUACAACCUGUUGCACAAAGAGUCGUCGCUCGACGGGAAAGCAGGAGACAGACUCAGU